This is a messenger RNA of Ornithorhynchus anatinus (platypus), 2753 nucleotides long. RefSeq names its product hydroxyacyl-CoA dehydrogenase trifunctional multienzyme complex subunit alpha (gene HADHA). The record is from RefSeq and is a predicted model, not a curated record. NCBI's taxonomy places the organism in Eukaryota, Metazoa, Chordata, Mammalia, Monotremata, Ornithorhynchidae. Bases 70 to 2361 code for a protein of 763 amino acids. The transcript is spliced from 20 exons. Gene Ontology annotation, molecular function: long-chain (3S)-3-hydroxyacyl-CoA dehydrogenase (NAD+) activity; enoyl-CoA hydratase activity; NAD+ binding. Gene Ontology annotation, biological process: fatty acid beta-oxidation. Gene Ontology annotation, cellular component: mitochondrion; mitochondrial fatty acid beta-oxidation multienzyme complex.
AAGAAGAAGAAGGCCGCCGCGGCCGCCAUCUGUGGGGGUCACUGGGCCGCUCGACCUUUUCGUCGCAAGAUGGUGGCCGCGCGGGCCAUCGGCAGCCUCAGCCGCCUCACCGUCAACGGCCGGAGCCGCUUCCCAGGUUAUGUCUCCCGAAACUUUACUCAGUCUUCCACUUUACUAUCCAGAACCCAUAUUAACUAUGCCGUCAAAGGGGAUGUGGCCGUGGUCCGAAUCAACUCCCCAAAUUCAAAGGUAAACACUCUGAACAAAGAGUUGAAGUUGGAGUUCAUGCAAGUAAUGAAUGAGAUUUGGGCCAGUGAAGCCAUCAGAAGUGCAGUCCUCAUUUCAGCAAAGCCAGGCUGCUUUAUUGCUGGUGCUGAUCUCAACAUGCUAGCAGAUUGUAAGAGUCCUCAGGAAGUGACACAACUAUCUCAAGAAGGACAGCAAAUGCUGGAGAAGCUUGAAAAGUCCCCGAAGCCUAUUGUAGCUGCCAUCAGUGGAUCCUGCUUGGGAGGAGGACUGGAGCUUGCCAUCGCCUGCCAGUACAGAAUAGCAACAAAAGACAAAAAGACUGUAUUGGGUGUUCCUGAAGUGCUACUGGGGAUAUUGCCAGGGGCGGGAGGCACACAGAGGCUCCCAAAGAUGGUGGGUGUCCCCGCUGCCUUUGACAUGAUGCUUACUGGUAGAAACAUUCGUGCUGACAGAGCAAAGAAGAUGGGACUUGUUGACCAAUUGGUGGAGCCUCUGGGACCAGGUUUGAAAGCUCCAGAAGAAAGGACAAUUGAAUACCUUGAAGAAGUAGCCGUUACUUUUGCUAAAGACCUAGCUGAUAAAAAGGUUUCUGCCAAGAAGAACAAGAGUCUGGUGGAGAAGGUGACAUCCUACGCCAUGACAAUUCCAUUUGUCAGGCAACAGAUCUACAAAACAGUGGAAGAAAAAGUUAGAAAGCAGACCAAAGGGCUGUAUCCUGCUCCCCUGAAGAUCAUUGAUGUUGUUAAGACUGGACUUGAAGAGGGGAAUGAUGCUGGGUAUCUGUCGGAAUCCCAGAAAUUUGGUGAACUUAUAAUGACCAAUGAAUCCAAGGCUUUGGUUGGACUCUACCAUGGUCAAGUUCUGUGCAAGAAAAAUAAGUUUGGGGCCCCUCAGAAGGAUGUCAAGCAUCUGGCUAUUCUUGGAGCAGGGCUCAUGGGAGCUGGCAUUGCUCAAGUCUCAGUGGAUAAGGGGUUGAAGACCAUUCUCAAAGACACCACAUUAACAGGCUUGGGCAGAGGACAGCAGCAAGUCUUCAAAGGGUUAAAUGACAAAGUGAAGAAGAAGAAUCUGACGUCAUUUGAAAGGGACUCCAUCUUCAGCACCCUAACGGGGCAGCUCGAUUACCAGGGAUUUGAGAAGGCAGACAUGGUGAUUGAAGCUGUCUUUGAGGACCUCAACAUUAAGCACAAAGUGCUGAAGGAGGUGGAAGCUGUAAUUCCUGCUCACUGUGUCUUUGCCAGUAACACAUCUGCUCUCCCAAUCAAUGAAAUUGCUGCCGUCAGCAAAAGGCCUGAAAAGGUUAUUGGCAUGCACUACUUCUCUCCAGUGGACAAGAUGCAGUUACUAGAGAUCAUCACGACAGAAAAAACCUCCAAAGACACAACUGCCUCUGCUGUAGCAGUUGGCCUCAAACAGGGCAAAGUCAUCAUUGUGGUCAAGGAUGGGCCGGGCUUUUACACCACCAGGUGCCUCGCCCCCAUGAUGUCUGAAGUUGUCCGGGCUCUGCAGGAAGGCGUUGAGCCUAAGAAAUUGGAUUCCUUGACCACCAGCUUUGGCUUUCCUGUGGGUGCUGCCACCCUGGUGGAUGAAGUUGGUGUGGAUGUGGCCGGACACGUCUCAGAGGAGCUGGGCAAAGCCUUUGGGGAGCGGUUAGGCGGUGGAAGCCCAGAACUGCUGAAGCUCAUGGUGAAUAAAGGCUUCCUGGGUCGCAAAGCUGGGAAAGGUUUUUAUAUCUACCAGGAGGGCGUCAAGAACCGAAGUUUGAAUUCUGGCAUGGAUGAGAUUCUGACCCAGUUGAGGGUCUCGGCCCGACCUGAGGUCUCCACUGAUGAAGACAUUCAAUAUCGACUGGUGACGCGGUUCGUCAAUGAGGCAGCCAUGUGCCUACAGGAGGGGAUCCUGGCCACGCCCGCGGAGGGAGACAUCGGGGCAGUGUUCGGGCUCGGCUUCCCGCCUUGUCUCGGAGGUCCCUUCCGUUUCACAGACCUGUACGGUGCCCGGAAGCUUGUGGAUCGACUCAAGAAGUAUGAGGAUGUGUAUGGGAAACAGUUCACCCCAUGUCAGCUGCUGGUAGACCACGCUAACAACCCAGACAAGAAGUUUUAUCAGUGAACAGAGCUGGUACCCCUGCUCACUUAAGGCACCAGCCCUCAGGGCGGAGGCCCGUGUCGAGACUCCCGACGGAACGAUGAGUAGAUUUAUUUCCAAGUAAUCAAACCGGGGCGGCGGGGCAAGGGGCAGCGGGAUUCCGGCACGGCAGCUAGGUGCCCAGUUAGAAGUGCCUUAGGUGUUUACCAUCCCUAGGCGGGGCCUGACGAUGCUUGGCUGUGACUUGGUUACUGAAGUUCCUGGCGGAAGAUGGAUUGGAACUUGUUUGUGCUCUUGCCUCAGAGUUUCUCGCCAGGUCAGCCAGGAGUCACCUUAGCUGCCUCUUCUCAGCCUGAAGUGUCGCAGGGUAACUUCCCUUUGUAACAGUAAACCCCAACUAUUAAUUGCCUCGCUGC